AUGUUCAAUCGACAAAAGAUCUAUAUUGGUCUAGCAGUCUCCGCCGGUGUUUGUACCACUGUAGGUCUCUAUCUCUUAUAUCGCCAGCAAAAACAAAUAUCAUUGUCGAAAACAAGUCGUUGUCUCACACCGAUAUCAACGUUGCCAUCAUCGCCAUCGCGUCAUGAUUAUCCAUCAAUUGAUAUCGAUUCUCCGAUUGACGUAGACAAUGAUGAAUCAGAUUCAGCACUCACUCCAAACAAAAUUCACAUACCAAGCGGUAGUGUCCCAUUAACACCAGAUCAAGCAUCGAUACUAACUCAUUUUCUUUACGAAAGCCACGAUAAUGAAGAACAGUUACAUUAUGGUUUAAAAAGUAUUGCCAAUACAUCUGUAUUCAAAGAAAGUCAAAUAAAUCUCGCGAACGCUGGUUGUAUCGCUCGCUUACGAGAAUUAUUAUUGACCUCUGAUAAUGAUACAACAAAAUGUCACAUUCUUCUCGCAUUAAACAAUCUUGCUUUGAAUGAUUUUGCAAUUACUCAAUUUUCGAAUAUUGUUUCUAUUGUUAUCAAUUUAUGUCGCAAUAGUCCAUCGAGUUCAUCCAUACGUCUGUAUGGACUUAGUUUGCUUAUAAACAUGUCUGUUCUCGAUUAUCUACACGAAGAAUACAUGAGUAAUGUUUGCGAUUUGGGAUUGUUGAUUGAGUCAACAAUUGUGUCUGAUGAUGAAGCGUUAUCGUCAGGAAAAGUCCUUGUGAAUCUAUCUGUGAAUAGCUCAAAUCUUGAGAAUUUGUUGAAACUAACCGGUUUGGAAUUGAAAUUGAUUGUAAAUCUAUUCACUUCGAGAAUCGACCAAUCAAAGAAAUCUGAAGAUAUUCUUAUUCGAUUUUUGAUCUUCUAUUGUAAUGUGGCGGAGAGAAUUCUCAGUGAAAUACAAAACGAAGGCGAUGCAAAUAAUAACACAUCAUGGUUAACGAAUCCAACACCGCAACGGCGAGGGGCACUUUACUUCGAAUUUUUCGAUCAAGAUAAACAAAUGUUAGCUAAAUCUCUUCUUCGUCCUCACUAUACAUCUACUUUGGUCAAUAGUCAUAUGAAACGUUUGUACCAGUUGAUGAAUAAGAUACAUCAGAAUCAAAUGGAUUUAUUGAAGAAAUUUGUUAUGGAAUCUUCCUCGAUUAAUUGA
Messenger RNA from Adineta ricciae, 1164 nucleotides. Lineage: Eukaryota; Metazoa; Rotifera; Eurotatoria; Adinetida; Adinetidae. The record is from the annotation of a GenBank genome assembly.